This is a messenger RNA of Knipowitschia caucasica, 1413 nucleotides long. NCBI's taxonomy places the organism in Eukaryota, Metazoa, Chordata, Actinopteri, Gobiiformes, Gobiidae. The record is from the annotation of a GenBank genome assembly.
AUGGGGGUGGGGGGGGGGGGGGGGGGGGGGGGGGGGGGGGGGGGGGGGGGGGGGGGGGGGGGGGGGGGGGGGGGGGGGGGGGGGGGGGGGGGGGGGGGGGGGGGGGGGGGAGGGGGGGGGGGGGGGGGGGGGGGGGGGGGGGGGGGGGGGGGGGGGGGGGGGGGGGGGGGGGGGGGGGGGGGGGGGGGGGGAGGAGGAGAGGGUCCUUUAUCCCUGAUGCUCUUCAAACAAGACCUGGUCACAGAGGUGGGAGGAAUAUCAAGUGACUUCCUGGAUGUUAGUGGCAGAUGGGUGUCAGGGAAGACCUGUGAACUCAGAUUCUUCCUAAAGUUCUUCCUCAAGUGUAAUCAGAACUGUCUGAAGAAUGCAGGGAAUCCUCGAGACAUGCGCAGAUUCCAGGUGGUCGUAUCGACGACUGUCAAUGUGGACGGCCACGUCUUGGCUGUCUCAGACAACAUGUUUGUACACAACAAUUCUAAGCACGGGCGAAGGGCUCGCAGACUCGACCCUUCAGAAGCAGCCACCCCGUGCAUCAAGGCCAUCAGCCCCAGUGAGGGAUGGACCACCGGAGGAGCCACUGUCAUCAUAAUCGGGGACAACUUCUUUGACGGCCUACAAGUCGUGUUCGGCACAAUGCUCGUAUGGAGUGAGCUGAUAACUCCCCACGCUAUUCGGGUGCAGACUCCACCCCGACACAUCCCCGGCGUGGUGGAAGUCACGCUGUCCUACAAGUCCAAGCAGUUCUGCAAAGGUGCCCCUGGGAGAUUCGUCUACACUGCCCUUAAUGAGCCCACCAUCGACUACGGCUUCCAGAGACUGCAGAAGGUCAUCCCCAGACACCCCGGCGACCCGGAGAGGUUACCAAAGGAGGUGUUGCUCAAGAGGGCAGCAGAUCUGGUAGAAGCCUUGUACGGAAUGCCCCACAACAAUCAGGAGAUCAUUCUGAAGAGGGCAGCUGACAUCGCGGAGGCCCUGUACAGCGUUCCACGCAACCACAACCAGAUCCCCUCACUCGCGAACACAGCCUCCCACGGAAUGAUGGGAGUCAACUCCUUCAGCAGCCAGCUAGCAGUCAAUGUGUCUGAGUCACAAGGGAAUGACCAAGUGGGCUACAGUCGGAACACCAGCAGUGUGUCCCCCCGGGGCUACAUCUCCAGCAGCACCCCGCAGCAAUCCAGCUACAACUCCGUCAGCAACAGCAUGAAUGGCUAUGGCAAUGCCGGCAUGAACCUGGGAGUGCCAAGCUCCCCAGGGUUCCUCAACGGAUCCUCUGCCAACUCCCCAUAUGGAAUUAAACAAAAGAGCGCCUUCGCCCCUGUGGUCCGACCCCAGGCCUCCCCACCCCCCUCCUGCACCAGCGCCAACGGCAACGGACUGCAAGCCAUGUCCGGCCUGGUUGUCCCUCCAAUGUAA